Thrips palmi is the source of this 729-nucleotide messenger RNA. RefSeq lists its product as uncharacterized. The transcript has 2 exons. The record is from RefSeq and is a predicted model, not a curated record. The coding region runs from base 31 to 729 and encodes 232 amino acids. NCBI's taxonomy places the organism in Eukaryota, Metazoa, Arthropoda, Insecta, Thysanoptera, Thripidae. Gene Ontology annotation, molecular function: nucleic acid binding.
UCACAUGAGUGUCAUGAGUUUGCAAAAAGCAUGGGGAGUGUGAUUAAAACCAGUUCACCUGAAUAUGCUAGAAGCAAUGGACUGGCUGAAAAAGGAGUUCAUAUUGCUAAACAAAUGCUUAAAAAAUGCAGUGAUUCUGGUACGCAUAUUCUGGAUGCUCUCAAGGAGUAUAAUAACACACCUUUAACGGGUAUGAAUGUGUCUCCAGCUGAAAUACUUAUGAGUAGAAAGUGUCGUACUUUAGUCCCAAUACUAAACAAAAAUCUCGAACCAAAAGUUGUGAAGGUUAAGCAAGUGCUAAAAAGAUUGCAAGAUAAAGUAAAAUCUCAACAUGACUUGCAUGCUAACCGUAAACCUGUAAACUUUUCACAAGGUGACAGUGUGGUUGUCAGACGAGGAAAGAAAUGGCAGAAAGGGAAUAUAGUUCGUAAACUUUCUGGUAACAGAAGUUACGUAGUUGAACUAUUAGGGGGAGGUCAGUUACGCAGAAAUACAUGGCAUUUGAAACAUUCUAGUACCAAACCGGACAGAGUUGAUGCUAGAGAAAAUAAAGAAAUUGAUGCUGAUGCAAUUCUCGCCAAUAUUAGAGCUGGUGAAAAGAAAGUGACCAUUAACCCUAACCCUACUGUUCGUGCUGUUUCUGUUCCAGCAGCUCAAGGAUUGAUGACAUUUGAGUCACGACAAAAAACAAGAUUUUGGGCGGAAGAUCCUAAAAACCCCAUCGUUUGA